GUAAAUUGUCUGGUCUGUUAAGACAGAAGAUCACAGCCUUUGGUCAUGAUGUGGAUAUCUCUGUAAGAUGUCUGCAGUGUUUGGUGCAAGCCAUUGAUGCAAGGGCAAUAACAAAGAACAGUCCCGAAAUAGUGCGUUCUUCCAUCCAUCCAUUCUUCCACAAUGCAGCAGAUGACCUCCUCCAGACUGUUCACAAUCUCCAGAUUGGUCGAUUUAGUCACGUGAAGGGCACUAUCACACGCGGUGCUACCAGUGUGGACUAUGUUCACAUGGUACUUCUGCCAGUGCUUUCUUCAUUCUUUGACCACUUGGGAAAGAACAACUAUGGUUCUGACCUAUUAAUUGAAGACCUCCAGCUAGCUUGCUACAAAAUCUUAAAUGCUCUCUAUACCCUUGG
This is a messenger RNA of Owenia fusiformis, 397 nucleotides long. Lineage: Eukaryota; Metazoa; Annelida; Polychaeta; Sabellida; Oweniidae. The record is from the annotation of a GenBank genome assembly.